CUAUUUUUCUCUUCCUCUAUAAAAGUAAGUAGAGAAGAGAGUCGUAUCUAUAGUCCAAAACUAAAACAUAACAAAAUGGCAAACACUAAAGAAAAGAAUGGAGAAGAUGGAACCAAGAUCCACGUAGCAAUGUUUCCAUGGUUAGCCUUUGGCCAUUUUGUUCCAUACUUGGAACUCUCAAAGCUCAUGGUUCAAAAGGGUCACACCGUAUCAUUCAUCUCCACUCCUCGUAACAUCGACCGCCUCCUGCCACGUUUGCCUGAAGAUGUCUCCUCUGCCAUUAAUUUCGUCAAGCUCCCAUUUCCCGGCCACAACAAGCUCCCGGAGGACGCCGAAGCCACCAUCGACGUACCUUUGCAUCUCGGUUCAUAUUUGAAAAUCGCUUUCGACGGCUUACAGGUUCCAUUGACGGAGUUUCUUGAAUCUUCUAAACCUGAUUGGCUUCUCCAAGAUUUCGCACCUUACUGGCUUCCUCCAAUAGCUAGCCGCCUCGGAAUAAAAAACGCGUAUUUCAGUGCUUACAACUGUGCCUGUUUCGCAAUUCAUAAACCGCCGGGGUUCGAGGAGUACCGUACAUCGCCGGAGGAUUUUCUGACAAGCCCUAAAUGGGUUCCAUUCGAAACCCCGGCUUUUUGCCAGCAAUUCGAAAGCAAGUUCAUUUUCAAUGGAUUUAUGCUUGAAUCCUCCGAAGGGGAUAUCGCCGACGUGGACCGUAUCGCCGGCGUACUCAACGGCUGUGAUAUCUUCGUCGUACGGAGCUCUAACGAGUACGAAGCAGAGUGGUUUACACUUGUACAACAACUUUAUGGUAAACCGGUUAUACCGGUGGGAGUUUUGCCUCCUAAACCGGAAGAAAAGUUUAAAGAUACCGACACAUGGUUGGCUACUAAAAAGUGGUUAGACUCCCGGGAAACCAACUCUGUGGUUUACGUAAGUUUCGGUACAGAAGCUAAACCGAGUCAAACCGAGUUAAAUGCGAUCGCUCUUGGUUUAGAGCUUUCCGGUUUACCAUUUUUUUGGGUGUUGAGGACUCAGCGCGGUCCGUGGGACACCGAGCCGCUUGAGCUUCCGGAAGGAUUUGAAGAGCGUACAGCUGAUAGAGGGAUGGUGUGGAGAGGUUGGGUUGAACAGUUGAGAACACUGAGCCACGAUUCGAUCGGUUUGGUUCUGAGUCAUUCCGGUUGGAGUACAAUAAUUGAAGCUGUACGGUUUGCUAAACCGAUGGUGAUGUUGUCUUUUGUGUACGACCAAGGGUUUAAUCUGAGAGUAGUCGAGGAAAAAAAAAUUGGGCGUAUGAUCCUUAGGGACGACACAACAGGUUCUUUUACCAAAGAAGAUGUUACGAAAUCGCUAAGAUUGGUAAUGGAUGAAGAAGAAGGUAAGGUUUAUAGAGAAAACGUCAAGGACAUGAAGAAAGUGUUUGGAGAUAUGGAACAACAAGAUCGUUAUGUCGAUUCUUUCUUGGACUAUCUCGUUGCUCAUCGUAAGCAUUGAGCUGUCUUUGAUCCUUUAAAUGGACCGAUCAAUUCGACUGGAAGAUAUUGACAUGGAAGAGUCUCUGAUCAAACGUGUUUGUUUCUGUUGUUGCUUGCAGCUUAAUCUUUUUUUUUUUUUUUCUUUUCAAAAAUUGAACUUCUUGAUCAUUGAUCGCUUAAACUAAAAGUACUUUCAUGAGAUUUCAAAAUAAAAUGUAGCAUCGAUUCUAUCUUAAUAAAAGCGUAUCCAAAAAUGUUCUUUUGUUUCCAUCAUCUUUUCAAUUUG
Molecule: messenger RNA, 1761 nt
Organism: Capsella rubella
Lineage: Eukaryota; Viridiplantae; Streptophyta; Magnoliopsida; Brassicales; Brassicaceae
Product: UDP-glycosyltransferase 91A1
Exons: 1
Coding region: 76-1494 (472 amino acids)
Molecular function (GO): UDP-glycosyltransferase activity
Source: RefSeq, a predicted model, not a curated record